AAGGGGGUCUCAUGUUCACACGGUCUCUAUUUCUUCAUGUGAUUUUGGAUUAGUUAAAUUGAAUUAUUCUUUCAGGUUGCAUAGAUAAACUUUUUUCCAACGACCCACAUUUUGACUUUUUGGACAAUUAAAGCGUUUUGCACCUUCUUCUCUCUUUCAUUCCCAAUUUUUCUUCAUAUUUUUUUCCUAAAGUGAUUGAUCUGAGAUUCAAAGCCUUUCUAUUCUUGACGACUUAUUCUUCUACAUAAGAAAAGUCCUUUUUGGAAGAGGAAGAGCUGCAGCAUUUUGUGAAUCAGAAUAGCUUGUAAUAUGCAAGGAGCUGGUCGAUGAUGUUGGACCUAAUUGACAACUUUUCAUUUGACUUCCUCUCGUGAGAGGAGUUGGCUAACAUGUUUCCCACUAAUAGCUCUAUUAAUGGGCAGAAAGAUGUAAGAGUUCAGGGACAAAGCUCUAAUUUGGCAAGCAGUUUCAGGCAUGAUUUUGGGAUGAGUUCUCUACCAAAAAAUUUGAUGGGAAAUGACACCAUCAGCGACUCUCAGGAUCAUGAAGCUAUGGAGCUAUAUUCACGUGCUAAAGCAAAACAGGAAGAAAUUCUAUAUCUUCGGGAACAGAUUGCUCUUGCCAGUGUUCGGGAAUCGCAGCUCUUGAAUGAGAAGUAUGGACUUGAGAAGAAAUUUUCUGAACUACGCAUGGCGCUAGAUGAGAAGCAAAGUGAAGCUAUAAUGUCUGCCUCGAACGAACUGGCCCGCAGGAAAGGUGAUCUUGAAGAAAAUUUAAGAUUGGUCAAUGAGUUAAAGGAUACAGAGAAUGACAGAUAUAUUUUUAUGUCAUCCAUGCUUGGAUUAUUGGCUGAAUAUGGCAUCUUUCCUCGUGUGGCUAAUGCCUCUAGUCUGACCAACAAUGUGAAGCACUUACACGAUCAACUGGAGAUGAAGAUCAGAACUUCACAUGCAAAAAUUGCACAAUUAAAUUCCAUGGUGACACAUCAUGCUAGAGGUGGAUCUUUUGAUACGGAAUCACCUCAUUCUAGUUCCAUAAACAAUCAACUUCCAAGUGGUUCUAUGGGUAUGCCGGAAUAUCCAUCCUUUAAACAGUACAUUGAUGGAAAACAUAAUGAAGCAGUUGAUACCAGAUCAAGAGAUGUGCAAGCCAGUCUACAUUUACGAGCUGAAAGCUUGCGGCUCAAUCAUGAGAUGCAUCAGCAAGCAAAUAGUGGAAGUCAUUUGGAAAUCUCAUCCAAUACUGAUAGGGAUGUUCCCUUUCCCAGUAAAGAUAACUUGUUUGAUAGAAAUGGGGUGAAUGAGAGAUUUGAGGAGAGCACCGAUGAAAACCGUCAUAAUCCUCCUAUGGGAAAUGAGAUGGGUGGUUCUAUUAGUUCAGAAGGGGAAAGUCCUGGAAUAGAAAAUUUUCAAAUAAUUGGAGAAGCUAAACCAGGAUGCAGAAUUUUUGGUUGUGGGUUUCCUGUACGUGGAACUUCUCUUUGUAUGUUCCAGUGGGUCCGUCAUUAUCCUGAUGGUACAAGGCAGUAUAUUGAGGGUGCCACGAAUCCUGAAUAUGUAGUUACUGCUGAUGACAUCGAUAAACUUAUAGCUGUUGAAUGCAUACCGAUGGAUGACCAGGGACAUCAGGGGGAACUUGUCAGGCUUUUUGCCAAUGAUCAAAACAAAAUAACAUGUGACCCAGACAUGCAAUCAGAGAUAGAUACCCAUAUUUCUGAAGGCCAGGCCACGUUUAAUGUUCUAAUGCUUGUCGAGUCUUCUGAGAACUGGGAACCAGCGAUUAUAUUUUUGCGGCGAUCAAGCUUCCAAGUCAAGGUUCAUAGAACACAAGCUGUUGUAAUAGCAGAAAAAUUUUCCAAAGAGUUGUCGAUCAAAAUUCCAAGCGGGUUGUCAACACAGUUUGUUAUCACAUGUUCCGAUGGGUCUUCACAUCCCUUCAGUACAAACAAUGAUAUAAGAAUGCGCGAUACUCUUGUGCUGACGAUGAGAAUCUUCCAAAGCAAGACCAGUGGCGACACAUGACAUGACCAAACCAUCUCAAGCGACGUUCUCUCAUAUCCUCAGUAUCUGCUAUUUGCACCUUUUGACCAGUAUUGUCUUUUUUAAUCUUAUCUAAUCUUCUAUGACCGUACAUCUAUCUUAGCAUCUGCAUCUAUAUGAAACGCAUCUUGUGGAUUGUGUCGGACUUCCCAACAUUCACUCCCAUAUAACUUUACUAGUCUUAUAACUGUUUAAUAGAACUUUUUUUACAUUUUGCUAGGCAUCCUUCUAUCACAUAAAACCCCGGUACUACUUCUCCAUUUCAACCAUCUGAUAUUGAUUCUAUAUGUAACAUUUUUAUCUCUCAUUCCACUCGCCUGAAAUGAGCUUAGAUAUCUGAAUUACUUGCAUAUAGAGACAAUAGAGAAAUCUCUCUUGUAUUGUAUUCAAGAAAUAAUAAGUAUAUAUACAAGUACAUAGAGCCUUAACUAUGGAAAGAAUCAAAAAGGAAAUCCUAUAAAUCUGCUGUGAAUCCCUAUAAUUAUGCUAGCUAUGUAUACUACAUAAGAUUAUGUCUACAUUCAAAUUAUGUCUACAUUCAUUAUCUAACACUCCCCCUCAAGCUGGAGCAUAGAUAUUGAUCAUGCCCAGCUUGUUACAAAGGUAAUCAACUCGAAUUCCAUUCUAACGCCUUUGUGAACAAAUCAGCCGGUUGCUCUCCUGUCUUCACGUAGCCAGUGGAGAUCAAGUUCUCCUGAAUCUUCUCUCGAAUAAAAUGGCAGUCAACCUCAAUAUGCUUAGUUCUUUCAUGAUACACCGGAUUUGACGCAAUAUGGAGGGCAGCUUGAUUGUCACAUCAGAGUUUUGCUGGUAUUGGAUGCUCUAACCCAAUUUCAGUCAACAGAUGAUGUAUCCACAUAAUCUCACAUGUAGACUGUGACAUAGCUCUAUACUCGGAUUCUGCACUAGAUCAGAUACAACACUUUGCUUCUUACUCCUCCAUGAUACCAAGUUUCCUCCAACAAAGACACGAUAACCUGUAGUAGAUCUUCUAUCAAUUUUCGAUCCACCCCAGUCAGCAUCUGCAAAACACUCAAUACGAGUAUGAUUGUGAUUGCUAUAUAAUAUGCCAAGUCCAGGAGCUCCUUUCAAGUAACACAAAAUCUGUUCCAAAGCUGCCCAAUGUUUGACCGUUGGUGCAGACAUGAACUGGCUAACAACACUUACCGCAAAAGCAAUAUCUGGACGAGUCACAGUAAGGUAGUUUAAUUUCCCAACUAACCUCCUGUAUCUCUCUGGAUCGUCAAAAGGAUCACCAUCGUCUUUCAUAGGAUGCACAUUAGGAAUCAUUGGAGUACUGCAAGGUUUAGCUGCCAACUUUCCAGUUUCUGCAAGCAAGUCAAGAAUGUACUUUCUCUGAGACAAAAGAAUUCCCUUCUUGCUUCUAUUUA
Molecule: messenger RNA, 3430 nt
Organism: Nicotiana attenuata
Lineage: Eukaryota; Viridiplantae; Streptophyta; Magnoliopsida; Solanales; Solanaceae
Exons: 20
Coding region: 390-2021 (543 amino acids)
Cellular component (GO): plasma membrane
Source: RefSeq, a predicted model, not a curated record